This is a messenger RNA of Procambarus clarkii (red swamp crayfish), 10282 nucleotides long. The record is from RefSeq and is a predicted model, not a curated record. NCBI's taxonomy places the organism in Eukaryota, Metazoa, Arthropoda, Malacostraca, Decapoda, Cambaridae.
GAGGACAGAGAGGCGAGCAUUUGUCCUCGAGCUUGCUGGGAACAAGAGCUACGUUCAGGAGAUCGUCGCAUUAAAACUGUCGGCUCAGUCGCUGGUGACGAAGGCGGGUUCCCUCCUGGUGCGUCCUCGUCGUCAGUGUCCGAGACUCCACCUCCUGACGGAUCGAGAACUCAUGUCUCUGGUGGCUGAGCCCACUCCUGAGGUGGCGAAUUCCUUCGUUCAUAAGAUUUUCAACAAUAUCUCGUCAAUAAAAUCGUGUAACGGGUCAGUGACGGGGCUCGUAAGUAUGGAAGGGGAGCAGCUGGCUCUGUCCUCGCCUGUACAGCUUGACGGGGCCGGUGUGGCCAUUGGCGUGGCUAUGCAGGACCUCCUCGAUGGUACGCACUCUGCCGUCAAGUCUGCAGUACGCAGAGCCAUUGAAGAAUUAGGGAUGCAAGGGCGCUUAACGCGGCCGCUACUGCAGGAAGUUCAAGUGGUUGGAGUAACUAUAGCUUGGAGAGUGUGGUGGGCGGCCUGUGUCAACCUGGCUCUCCACACCCAUACUAAAGGAGCUCGACAAGCCUUACGUCAACAGCUACUGAAAAUAAAUGAAGACAUUUCUUUCCUGCUGGGGGUGAUGGGGAGAGGCCAACGUCAAGAGGAUGAGGAGGAAGCAGAAUAUCAGGAGCCAAUGUUGCCUCUGAGCUCUGGGCGGACCCCCUCUGGACGGUCUCGUCGGACGGCUCGUAGGACCUCAGUGGUUCCAAUUCCAGCUUCCAGGUGCCUCCCUCUUCUCAUGGCUCUCAUUCACGCUAGAGAUGUCACCUCAAGACUCGUCAGACAUAAUGCAAACAAUGUAGACAACUUCACCUGGAUCUCUGUUCCCAGAUACUUGUGGCACUCCCAGAGUGCCAGACUGGAGCUUUGUGUGGCCUAUCGUGCUAUAGAGUACGGUUAUGAGUAUAGUGGGUGUGGCCAGGAGGACUAUGUUAUAACCCCCACUACUGAGCGGUCACUGGUCGCUCUCUUCACGGCUAUAGCCGCUCACACGCCGCCGCUGCUAAUUGCGAGGACUGGAGGUGGGAGGCAGAGCUUGGUACAGGCCGCAGCGUUCCUGGCCGGGAGGUUCACCACAGCUUUCACUCUCUCUGCUCUCACUCCAACAACCACACUAACUUCACUGUUGGCAGGUUCGUUGAUCGGUGGUUGGUGGUUGUUGCUUCGUGAGGUGAGCCUUGCCACGCCCGCCAUCUUGGCGUCUCUGGCCUCAACUCUCCUCAACAUUCAUCGCGCCCACACCUACACGCCUUCCUCACCUGUCAUCCAGAUAAAUGGGCAAGAGGUGCGCUUGCACGGUGCCGCAGGUGUCCUCCUCUCAACUGAAGCACCCGAGAAUUCACCCAGAGUGCCUCUUGGAGCACUGGAAGCGUCGCCUGGAGUGCCUUACCCAAGGUCCCUUCCCGGCUCCCUGGAAGCACUGAGCAGACCGGUCUGGAUAUCAGCUCCGCCGGCUCGCGCCCUGGUUUUCGCCUGGCUCCAGGCUUAUGGUGUGCCCAAGGCGCAGGACGUCUGUGAGGCCAUUGACGAAGUUUCCCGUCAAGUGUUGGGCUCGCUGAGGCAGGAGACAACGACUCGUGGUCUGCGACUCCAGCUGCGACUGAUGCGAGAGGUCAUGCGGGUGAUGGAGGCCACACACUACUCGAGCUCCGCUGUUGAAGCUGCCGUGGGCGCCUUCAGGAACGUACUGUCUCCACGCCUUCCCCAAGAAUGUGCGUUGGCAGUCUCCAGCGUGCUGGACCUCCUUCAUCCUCCACACACACCGUCUCCUCCAACGCCGGACCGUGGUGAAGGCAGCGCUGGAGACCGCGAGCCAGAGACGUUGUUACGGAAAAUGGGACUUAGAGUCCAUCCACAACAGAUAAAAGCCAUUGGAGCUGUAGCCAAGGCUCUGGCUGACUGGCGCUGUGUUGUCUUAGUUGGACCGCCUCGUUCAGGCAAGACCACUAUCAUCACCACGGCCAUACAGGUGUUCGAGCGUGACCACGGUCUGCGUCUCUCCCUGGCGCAGAGGUCCUCUAGGAGUCAAGGCCCCGACCAGGGAUCAACGCAUCGCUCACAAAUCAGCACCACUGACAGAGGCACGGCUUCAACUGACGACAUGGAUGGCACUGACAUUGAUAUACUCACGUCCACCAGGCACCUUGUCAACCAACAACUCUAUACGUUAAGGCCUCAUAGCUAUAGUCAGAGCAGGUUGUUGGGCACUGCAAGUGAAGAUGGUCUCCUGCCGCGCCUCCUGCAGCAGUUGGCCGUCGGCUCCACACACAGUUUCGUGGUUUUUGAAGGAAAAGAAGCAAGCCAGUGUUUGCUCCGUCUCCAAGACCUCCCUGGCACCCUGUUGCUCGACUCCCUCACUGCUCUCCCAUCCAACUCAAAUCUCACAUUUGUUGUAGAGGCAUGUGGCCUGGAGGAGGUGCCCUCGUGGGUAUUGGGGCGGGCCGGCGUGGUCCAGGUCGACCCCGACACCUUGUCUCCAGCAGCACUCUUACCCAAGCCGGAUCUCGUCCCCCCGACGCCCACCAGCGACCGCCAAAGUAGCAGCCGGGCCUCCGUCACCCCCAGGAGCGUCCUGAGUAGCACACCUGCUACACCUGUGGUGCCUGAGCAGCGUCAGGAGCCACCUGCACCUGUGGAGGUCAUGCACUGGCUCACAUAUCGACUGCUGCAACCUGUGUUGCAACUUCUCGGCGAGAGCUCUUGUUGCUCACAGCACUUCGCUGCGGUGGAUAUUAUGGAGCAGAUAGACAACUUAUCUUUGAGUGAGAGCGACGGUAUGAGCGUGCAUCAUGUAGCAGCAAGAGUGCAAGCGGUGAUACAGGUCACCAGGUCAAUUGUUGACCCGUCACUCUUGCCGGAAUUGCAAGAAACUCUCACCUGUGCUCUUGAUAACGCGGUUGCUGAUAAAGUUCUCGAGGUUCCACUACAAGAAGUGCUGGAGAGUUUGGGAGGCUGCAGCGGUCCUGUGUACGAGCAGCUGUGGGACGCUGACUGCAGCUGCUGGCGCCCCUGGCACACGGCGCCACCAGCCAGGGACGACGACGACCCUCCCUCAGACACACGUCAACUGGGGCUUCCCUUCAUUCCUUCAGGCGAGACCCGAAGGUUGAGUUGGGUACUCCAGAAUAUGGUUACAGUAAGGCGGCCGCUGGUGGUGGUGGGACCGGCGGCUUCCGGCAAGACAACAACUGCCCUGGCGACCUUGAGGGCUCUCAAGAGCUGGGUUACAGUUACAGUGAACGUAACCUCGUCGACGUCAACAGAGGAGCUGGAGGAGGCGGUAUUGAGCUACGUCUCGCGGGCCGCCUACGACACCCUCACCCCCUCCACCCCCACCAUCCUCUGCUUCGAUGACAUUGGCAAUUUAUCCGUGAAUUCCGCAGCCUGGAGUUACUUGGAGGGUUUGGCUCGACACAAAGGUCUGUACGAGACGGAAGAACGAGUGCGCUGGAUGCGCCUCUGUAAUAUUUACAUAGUGUGUGUGUGCACUCGAGAGGAUAAUAAAAUAGCAGCUCUAGAGGGCUCUUAUAACUUCAGUGGCUGGUGUGUGUACAACAUGGGCACUGAUGACGCCACGUGUGUGACUGCGUUGUCAUCUGCGAUUAUGCCCAUUGUACCCUUACAAAGUCACAUCCACACUGCAUUGAUGAACAUCACAGUGCUUCUGGCAGAGAGGGUGAGUACUUUGGUUAAGUGUGAGGAGGAGCCAUUUGCCCCGGCCAACAAGGUCAUCAUCAUAUGGAAGACGGUAGCGAGCGUGAGAGCUGCCUUCGUUUCACUUUCCCUAUCCUCACCUUCAUCAUCUUCAGGAGUGUUCAUCUUCAACACAUGGCUUCAUGCUCUCAACUCGCAAGUUCUCUUCACAGUCAUCUCCAACAAGUUACAAGGACGAGUUUGGCACGAAAUACAGAAGGGUGUCAUUGAAGGGUGUAACGGAAUAGUUAAUGUACCAGAGGUGGCACCUGUGCCAGUCUGGCCUCCAGGGCUCAGUGCCAGUGCCUCAGAGCCCGACGACACUCUGCCCAAGUACUGUACUGAUAUUGAAGCGGCUCGAGAGAUCACAAAGGUGUUGAUGGCACGAGGUGUGAGGGAGCCGGUGUGUGGGCACCGGGGCGUCGCCGUCGGGGUCGCUCUAGUGGUCGAUGCUGUACACGCAGUGAUCCGAAACCGUCGAGCCCCCUUCCUGCUCGUCUUGGGUCCAUCGUCGAGAGAUAAGGAUAUAAUAGUCUCCAUGGCAGCCGCUUAUCUUGGUUUAAGAGAAAUCACAGGGAAUACCGAGAUGGAGAUGCUAGAAUUACUGAGAAGAGAAAAAGGAGGAGACGUAGAUUCACCAUCUUCACAGCAUCUUACCAUGGUCCACGUUCCUGCCACCUUUCUCAAUUUUCCAGAUGUACUCAAAGCUGUUCUCAAAGUAGCAUCAGAAGAUGAGGAGCCCACGUGGUUGUGUGUGGUGACUGGGAGUGAAGGAGACGUGAGGCCACUGAGCAGAGAGCUGAGGGCACCAGGGCGUCACGGCAGAGUCCUGUGUCUGCCCAAGCACCACGUCGAUCUCCACGAAGCCUUCGUCAAUGAACUCGUAAAACAGAACGCGUUUCUGAAAGAAGAGGAUCGUGGUAACCCGGGGGAGAUGGCGAACUUUAUGGCGUGGGUCCAUGAAGCAUACAGUACUGACGGGACAUUAACCGCUACCAAGGUACCAGAAGCUCUCAAGAGCUCCUCACUCGUCAAGCAGAUGCCGUCUGUGUCAGCUCUGGCGAAGUGUGUUGCCACUCUCGCCAACCUUCUACAGCACAAGAAGCAGCUCGUACGCUCCAAACUGAGUGACCUGGAGACCGUCUUGGGUCGCGUGGAGGUCCUGGAGACUCACACUGGAGGCCUCCGUGGUAAACACGACGCCCUGGAGGCCGGCCUCUCGCAAGUGGCCUCAAGUAUAGCUCAGAUAAAAGAGACCCUCAAGAAGAGAGAAGCUGAUAUAGUGACCGAGGAGAGAGGCGUGAGUGAGAUAGAAAAGGCAGCAACGGUGGUAGAGCGGGCCCAAGACGAGCUGAGUACCGAGGUGACGGAGUAUGUGCAGGAGACUAAGGAACCUCUCGCUCACAUCACCCAAGAGGUCGCCCACCUUGACAUCCACCGCAUCCGCAAGCUGCUGUCUCGAUCGCCCAUUUCGGCGGUUCAGAUACUGUUCGAGUGCGCCGUGGUGGUGUUGGGGUCGACGGAUAUGUCAUGGCGCGCCGUGCGUCAAGCCGUGCAGGACGACAACUUCUGCCACAAGCUGGCCGCUGUCUGCGUCUCUGGCCUCAAGCACAAUGUUAUCGCCAUGUUAGCGGAGAAGCUCGAGCAAAUCAAGAUGACGAGUGAGCACAUGGCCCGCAUCAGCGACAUAGGGGGAGUGUUGCUUCAGUACCUGCGGAGCGCGAUCUUCUUCUGGCACCGCUACCACGAGGACGUCCAGCCACGGCAGGCCCGCGUUCAAGCCCUUGCCGACCAGAAGAAGCAGCUUCAAGUUGAAAUGGCAACGAAGGAGCGGUUAGUAAGGAUGCAUAAGGAGAAGAUUGCAGAGCUAAAGUCUCGCUUGCGUGAGGAGGAAGAGCGAGCGUCCUCGUUAAGGAAGGAGAACAUGGCUGUAGAGGAGGAGCUAGAGAGCAUCCUGGCUGUCAUCAGUCAACUAAACCCUCACUCAGAGAGAUGGAGAAAGGAAAUAGAGAAGCAACAAGUUUUAUCAAAGCAAGUGAUGGGUGAAUGCUUGUUGGCAGCUGCCAGAUUGACCUAUCUUACGCCUCUCUUGCCUGAAAUGCGGGACAUCUUCAUUUCCACAUGGCAGAGGGACCUUAUUAGCCGCGGACUUUUACUUCAACCACAGGAUAUUGAACAACAAAUGUCAUUCAGAUUGGAAUCCCAUGUGAGAGACCUGCAAGAGUUGGUUGGAGAGGCAGUGGAUUACCAUCUCAACCACAGCUCGCUCUUGCUAAUACAAGACCCCCACUACCUUAUUGAAGAAUAUAUAAGUGAAGGUGUUUGGGUAAGAUUGGAUAAAGGCACAUGGAUGCAGGAAUUAAAAGAGCGACUAAGAGAAGAACAGGGUGUGUUAUACCUAAGAGCCGAACACUCUUUAGCUCUACCGGCUGUCAAGUGUGUGUUCAACCUCUUGACAGGGUGUACACCUGAGGGCAGUCAACAGAAGGUGGUAAUCAUUCUUGAGGAUGACUGCAUCUCUGCCCCUUGCCAACUCUGCUCUCAGCACACACUCAUCAAUGUAAUGCUCGACCACAAGGGCAUUGUUCAUCAACUUAUUGAGACUCUGAUAAAGAGUCAUGAUCCCAGAUAUGAGGAGGAAGUGAGGCGGGGGCUGGAGGCGGUGAGUGGGUCCUGCAAGGAGAGGGAGAGGAGAGAAGCAGCCCUGAUACAUGCUCUUAUCCACGCCAGUAACCUCACCUCUAGAGAUGAACUAACAGGUUUCAUGCACCAAAUAAACAAUUUAAAUGAUGCUAUAGCUACAUCGGAUAUGCACCAGAGUACUGUGAAGGAUUUCACGCAUGUUGUUGCUGGGCGAUACUUGCAUGUGGCCAGGUAUGCUGCCCGGCUCUACCACAUGACUCACACGUUGUCUGCUCUCAGCUCAUGUUAUGCUCUGCCUCUCAGCCUCCUGCAGGAGAGCCUCGCCUCUAAGCUGGUACAACUCUCGCAGGAACAAGUGAACAGUGAGGGGAAGACUAGCCAAGAAUAUUUAAAGAAAAACGAGGACAUGAUGAAUGUAGUUACACAUACAGUUUUUGAACUGAUGGACAUGCGUCUACAGUUUCAACACCGGCUCAUUGUGGCUACCUGUUUUACUUUAGCCAAGAUGAACAUGAAACAAGAGAAUGAAGAUUACAUUCGGGCAUUCCUAGUCCCGCUGAGUGAAGAAGAAAUAGUGUGGGAUAAUAUCAGCAUCCCGGAUCUCACGAAGACGUCAGGGCAUCGUGACUCCACGGACGACCUUGAUGAAUCUCUUACAGGUGAUUAUGAUGCUGAUGACACACAAGACGAGCAUGCUGAACCGGAAGAUUCCAUCCCAAGGUGGUUACCUAAACAAUGUGAUAAAAGGAGUGCCUAUGUGUUGACUCACCUGAGUGAAAGAUGCAGCAGCCUGUUUCCAGCCCCACUUGAAGUCUUGGAGGAAUCAGGAAAAUCAAACCUGCUGUUGUGGCUGGCACGAGGCACCUGCUCCUGGCCUGAUGUCUUUCCUGCCACUGAUCCUAUCCAGCAAGCAGCACAGCGAGCAAUACUGGCGCGCCACCUGCGGCAGGACCUACUGGUGGACGCCAUGACGGAUCUUGUUAGAAGAACCCUGGCAGAUGGCGCUCUGAAAUCCAACUCUAACACGCUGCCGAAGGCAAUACUCCAUCAUACAAAGAAGCAGAAAGCAAGGAGAUCCAGGAUAACUAACGUUAUUCAGGUAAAUGUAAGCAGAGGCGCCAAUCUUCCUCGUGUACUGAUGGACGUCGCAAGAGAUGCUGGUCUUCCUUAUUAUAAACUUACCUUCCUCUCCAUGGCAACAGCAUCCCAGCAGGAGAUCCGUCGACGGGUGGUGAUGGCAGCCAGGAGGAGAACUUGGCUCAUCUUGCUGGACUGCGAGACGGCGUCCCACCACCUCCCCAACGCCCAGGCGGCUCUACUCACUCUCCCUCCCACGCUCGUCACCCCUACCGUCUUCUGCGUGGUCGCUGACGUCGCCGAGAAUGCAGUCAAGUGUCAGAAUGCUGUAGUGGGUAAGCUGACCGCUGUUGACUGGUUACACCACUAUAUACCAGGCGCUGUUUCACGAACUGUGAGCAUUAUGAUGUCUGUAGGUCUGAGUAACACUAGAGUUGGAACUCAAGUUGAGAGACCAGUCAGCCUUUAUACGAGUCUUGCUGCCUACUUGCCCAUCGCUUAUAGUCACCUGCAGAAGCACACACACGCAUCAAGACCAUUACAAGAUCACACAAAGGCAGCUGUCCUAACUACCGCCUACAUCUACGCUGUACUACAUGCGAAGGGGGAGUACGGUGGAGAGAGUUGGCACAGGCGUCCACCUGCCUCGGAAACACUGCUGGUCGAGGCGCUCGAGGUUGGUCGGAAUUACACCAGUAAGGCGCACAUGUCGUGGGAUGUAUUAGCAAAUGUUCUCGCUAAGGUGGUAUUCGGUAGUGUGUUCCCGUCACAGCUCGACCAGCAAGUCGUCAACAAGAUAUUCGCAGAUCAUUUAAAUGAUCACAUGUACCCGGCUCUGUCUGAAAACUUAAGUGUUUACAAGCUAAAAACCACUAGUUACAGUAGCGACCAGCCAGCUGGAGACGCGGGAGACCAGCCCCCAGCACAAGGUGAUGCAACACACAUUCUACUACAUUCGUUGCCAAGUGGGGAUUUAACUCUUAAUCUGCAGCUUCCUCCCCAAAACGCUGUAGAAAAUCUGUGUAAACAGUCCGUGGGAAGAGAAGAGAGACUGCUGGGUUUGUACAAGGCCCAUCAUAGGACGCAGCAAACAGAGCAGACGCUUGCUGCCUUGGGGGCCUUCACGGAGACGCCAUAUGUGCAUGUGGGGGCGCAGAGAGUGCUAGACGUCACCGGCCAGCUCCAGAGUAUCCUGGUAGGCGGGGUGAGACAGGCAGCUGGACAGGUCCCCCGGGAGGCUGACCUUGAGACUCAAGCCUGGCUACACGAGGCUCUCAUUUGGGACACCAUGCACCAGACGGCGCACAGUAGGCUAAACCUCAUUAAAAAGGCAGUGAUGGAUGGCACAAUUCGGCCGGCACAGGCUCUCUUGAUGUUACUGGACCUUGUGCACAGAUUCCUCCUGCACCCUGACGGUGACCUGCCCUCCGUGCCUCACUGUGGUCACCACGCUCGAGCAGCUGCCAGGGACAACAAGAUGAGCGUGGGGCUGAUGAAGGCAGUGAUCACGGCGCUCAAACGGCUGGCAGUGGAAUGGGGCGAGAGAUAUGAGCACUUGUGCACUUGGGCCAGAAGCGAGAGUCCGCCGGUAAGGGUGCGUCUCGGCCUCCUGGCGUCACCAGGCUGGUGGCUGACUCGGCUCCGCCAGGCAGUAUGUCUCCGUGCCCACUGGUUCCUCCACGGCACCCUGGUCUAUGCCACCACUGCCACGGUCAAGCCCAGCGAACGACCUCCCCAGGGAGUGUAUGUUGACGGGGCGAAGCUGGUGGGGGGCUGCUGGACGGGCGAGACAGCUGUACCACUUAGCCACGAUGUGGAAAACUGUCCCCUUGUCCUCUCGCUCUGUGUUGCUCACUCUGUCCCGCCCGGCUCUGUGGGGCACGCAUGGAUACCAGUACUGGAAGAGUCUACAGCCGAACGGCCGCUCUUCAAGGCCCUGCUGCCACUUCAAAAGGACUUCGCCUCCUGUACACCGCUUCACCUCCUUCUACACUAAUGUCCGUCUCUAAUCUGAUAGAAGUGUUGAAUUUAUUUAUAGAAAAAAAUGUACACUGAAUUUUGUUAAGUUGCUAAUAUAGGAAGGAUAAGGUGUGAAUCUUUUAUACUCGUUGUGGUGAAUCUAGUGAUGACCCCUUCCUUUGAUAGUUUAAUCCGUAUUUUUAACAAUAAUAUUCAAACAAAUGCAAGUUAAGAUAAGCUCUAAGGAUGAACUAACGUACAGUCUGGUCUGGCCACUAAAACAGGUAUCGAGCAGCUAAACAAUCGGUAACAACACUUGUUCCCCCUCCUCACUCACCCAAUGUUGUUUCAGAUUUAGCUACUCAGAACGAAGUGUCCAUGUAGCACGGGCUAUGGGGAGCCCGUAAUUUCACCCAAUUAUAGGAAAGCCGAUAUAGUAGGGUGCGACCAGUCACCGAACCUCAUUCUCCACCUCACCUUAGAGACCUAGAGACCUGCCACGUUGGUGGUGUGACCUUCCCUGUCUCUACCAGCUAAGUACGUUCUUUCUCGCUAUUUGUGUAUUUAGUGUAUUCAGUCGCUAAUUAUUGGUAAUAACAUUGACAUUUGGUAUUUGUUGUUAAUGUAACUGUCAUGUUAGGCAAAGAUGGGGACGGGUUCAUGAACAUUUAAUGAAAGUGCGUCACGUCUCAACAUGGAUAAGCGUCUCAUGAGAAUGUUAUUUGAAAACUGACCGAAGUAAAAUAUUACGAGCACAUUAAUCAAUGCCGGUUCAGUAUUAUGGCAAAACUAUAACAGGUUCCAGUUGUAAAUUUUGAAGAAAACGAUUGUAACUAAUAAGAAUGAACGAACGUUAAAUGAUUUUAAAUGAUAG